Messenger RNA from Microsporum canis CBS 113480, 2100 nucleotides. RefSeq lists its product as hypothetical. Lineage: Eukaryota; Fungi; Ascomycota; Eurotiomycetes; Onygenales; Arthrodermataceae. The coding region runs from base 1 to 2100 and encodes 699 amino acids. The record is from RefSeq and is a predicted model, not a curated record. The transcript is spliced from 2 exons.
AUGGAUUUAGCUAGUGCAGUUGGUCCACCUGCUGGGUUGGAUGCUGCACUCAUGUUUGGCUUUGGAGGCACAGAGAGACGGCCUCGAGAAGCACCAAUCGCUCCCUCCCCAUUAUUUCAAACCUCUGAAUGUUCCAUUCCAGUAUCACCUGAAUCUUACAGCAACUCGACCCUCCCCGUGUUCAGCAUACCAGAACCCAAACCUCCUCCACCGCCACAAAAACCGAAGCAUAAGAGAGCAAACAAUAUCCCCGAUGCUCUGGACUGCCUUCUACGUGAUAAAGGUCCCUCUUUAAACGAAAUUCGCCGUGCCCUCAGAGAUAUCGAUAUCAACCUUCGUGUCCAGCCAAAGCUCAGCAGAAUAAUAUUUGAAAACAUAUUGAAAACGCAGCCGAUUUCGAGGCGGACAGUCGCUGAUAUUCAUACUUUCCUUUUGGAUCCAUCGUUGAAUGCUCCUGGCUCGAACAAUUAUACGGCGUUGAUGGAAUACUUGACCAUAGAAAGGUUUCCUCUUUCAAUCGUGAUCCAACACCUCGAUCAGCUAAGAGUGGGUUUCAGCCUCGGAACUAUACCUCUUGACGAAGUUGAGAGUAUUAUUAAUAAUCUACGGCAUAUCAAUGGCCCUGGGGGUAUAUUGGCAUUGUCCAAUCCCGAGUUUCUGGCAACUGUAUACACAGAGCUUUGGCUUGGCUUAUUGGAAUGCUCUGUACUAAGGGUCAGUGACCUUGGGGCUUCAACCCUUAAGCUGUGGCUAGACAUAGUGGUGAGCCUUCCGGCAGGAACGGAGACAGUCGCGCUGUGUAACCAUAUUAUUCAUACAGUCAGGAAAAUGGGACUAUUAGACCGACAUAUGAUCUCUAGGGUCAUUCUAUACAUUCUUAAAUACACCGCUGAGGACCAAGGUUUACCCAGGGAAGAUGGUUGGGCGAAACGAAAAAUAUUGCGCUACCGUCUACAGGAUAUUUCAAAUACGCUACGGUAUUCAUCCGGCACAGUUGCAAUUUCCAGCAUAUUUGACACUACAGAAUCUUUGAUAUACUCUCCCAGAUAUGAUUCGAACCGUUCUCAGCUAUUGUUGAUCUGGUCGUGGAUGUUGCAGCGCUUGCUCGGAGUUCGUGACCUGCUUUCCUCAGAGGCAUGGAUGGGGUUUCCUCCUAGCCCGUCAAGUUCCCCAUCACUGGAUCAGCCCAAUAAACGCCUUUCUUCGGAGGAAGUUUGUUUUGUGCGAAUGUGGUUGUUGUGGACUAUAGGCCGUCGCACAAAAGAAUACUUUGAGAUUGACAGCCAACGAAUGGACCUGUUCGAAAAGUAUCUUGCUUUAAUGAAAAAGUUCUCAGGAUUACAGGAAAAGGGUCGUCUAUUGGCAAAAUUUGACACUCUUAUGGCAUUCUUCGAGGAAUUAGGUCUCCCAUACACCAACCACGUUCUUGUGGCUGCAGUUAGGUCAAAGUAUAUGAAAUUGAUGGGUAUAACGGGGCCCUUGCCGCAGGCUAUGAUAACGACGAUAAACAGUCUUGACUCUGGUGCUCUGCACAAACCGGAGUUAAUUUGGGCGUAUGGAAAAGGGAUAUCAGUCAAAGGCUUGGGCAACGCGUUAUUUGAGCAAGCUGCACUGGAGACGGAUAUCACUGAUCCACACUUUGUGCACCGUUUGCUGCUUUACACGGAAAAUGACUGGAUCCAUCACCGAGGGUUACUUCUUAGACUUCUCGAGAAUCACAUUCCGCUCAGAUAUGCCUUGCAAAAAUUGCGGCGGUCACCGCCUGGUAAAGGAGUAGUGAAAGCUACGCAAUAUUUGCCAGGUGGAGUGCCCAUCCUCGACCCACAAGCCUGUCUUAAUACGAUAACUUUCCUUGCGUUGGUUUUUGCUGUUAUACCCGCAUCUGAUCGAGUGGCUUGGAGGUUGACUUAUCGGUGCUGUAAACUUCUGCGGACCCAGAAUGCACCUAUAUUGCCUGCCAUGUGUCGGGCCCUGUAUCAUGCUGGUAUACAGAGAUACGUUAACUCUGGCAGCAAAGUUCCAUAUGAAAGGCGAAAGUAUAUCAUGGAUAUUGUGGAGGAGGUUCAAGGACCUCAGGCGGCGAGUAGGCUAGGGACUUAA